Molecule: messenger RNA, 195 nt
Organism: Phycomyces blakesleeanus NRRL 1555(-)
Lineage: Eukaryota; Fungi; Mucoromycota; Mucoromycetes; Mucorales; Phycomycetaceae
Product: ATP synthase F1 subcomplex epsilon subunit ATP15
Exons: 3
Coding region: 1-195 (64 amino acids)
Biological process (GO): proton motive force-driven ATP synthesis
Molecular function (GO): proton-transporting ATP synthase activity, rotational mechanism
Source: RefSeq, a predicted model, not a curated record
AUGUCUACUUGGGAAUCUACUGGGAUUAAAUAUCUCAAAUACGUCAGUAUCUGUGCUCGUGCCCUUCGUAAUGGCUUGAAAGAUGAUCUCCGUGCUAAUGCUCAACGUUUGAAUGAGAAUGGUCCCAAAUUUACAAAGUGGGAGGCAGGACGUCUAAAGGAGCAGAAAUAUAUCACAACUCCCAAACUCCAAUAA